Homarus americanus (American lobster) is the source of this 582-nucleotide messenger RNA. RefSeq lists its product as uncharacterized. Gene Ontology annotation, molecular function: nucleic acid binding. The coding region runs from base 1 to 582 and encodes 193 amino acids. NCBI's taxonomy places the organism in Eukaryota, Metazoa, Arthropoda, Malacostraca, Decapoda, Nephropidae. The transcript has a single exon. The record is from RefSeq and is a predicted model, not a curated record. Gene Ontology annotation, biological process: DNA integration.
AUGAAUGCAGAUUUGAAACAGUUUAUUGCAACAUGUGAGAUGUGUAACACAUAUCCAAAUGCACAACAGAAAGAAUUUCUAAUGUCUCGUGAAUUAGCUGAUAGGCCAUGGCAGAAAGUACAUGAAGACUUAAUGACACUAAAAUAUCUUGAUUACUUAGUAACAGUAGAUUAUUUUUCAAACCUUAGGGAAAUAGAUUAUCUAGAAAACACAGAAGCAGCUGCUGUUAUAAGAAAAUUAAAAGCUCAUUUUGCUAGAUAUGGUCUCCCAAUUUCUCUUAUUAGUGACAAUGGACCACAAUUUACAUGUGAGGAAUUCUAUGAUUUUGCUAUAAAGUAUGACUUUGAACACACAACUAGCAGUGCCACAUACCCGCAAUCUAACGGUAUGGCGGAAUCAGCUGUUAAGUUGGCAAAGACAUUGAUUAGGAAAGCCGUAGAAAGCGGUAAAGAUCCAGAUUUAGCCAAUUUAGAAUAUAGAAACACACCCGCCCAAGACAAAGAAUGUAGUCCAGCACAAUAUAACUUAGGUAGAAGAACACGAACAUUACUACCAAUGUCUAGUAAGCUUCUCCAGCUGUAA